GCCAACCUGAGGCGAAGCUGACCCCGUCCAAAUUAAAAAGGAGAGAAAACGGACACCGGGAGGUACGAGCAAACGAAACCCGGGACCAGCUCUCGGUUCCUCCUCCCAUUCUUCUUCCCCUCCCGAUCCCCCCUUCUCUCUCCCAACCCUAACCCUAACCCUAACCCCUAAUUCCCCACCGAUCCCGCGCCGAGAUGUUUCGAUCCGAGUAACCCCGCCUCUCCGGCACGCUGCCGCGCUGCUCCGACCCAUCUCCGGCCGAUUCCGUCCUUGCGAUCGGCCUCCGCUGCGGAUCUUGCGUGCGUGAACAAAGGUGAGUGGGGGUGGAGAUGCCAUCGCACGCGGAUCUGGACCGCCAGAUCGAGCACCUGAGGGAAUGCAAGUUCUUGCCGGAGGCGGAGGUGAAGGCCCUCUGUGAGCAGGCGAGAGCGAUCCUCAUGGAGGAAUGGAAUGUCCAGCCCGUGAAGUGCCCCGUCACAGUGUGCGGUGAUAUUCACGGCCAGUUCUACGAUCUCAUCGAGCUGUUCCGGAUCGGAGGGGACGCGCCCGACACCAAUUACCUCUUCAUGGGGGACUACGUAGAUCGUGGUUAUUAUUCUGUUGAGACGGUCACACUCUUAGUGGCCCUGAAAGUUCGUUAUAGAGACAGAAUUACAAUACUUAGAGGAAACCACGAGAGCAGACAAAUAACUCAAGUGUAUGGCUUUUAUGAUGAAUGCUUGAGAAAAUAUGGGAAUGCCAAUGUAUGGAAGUAUUUUACCGACCUUUUUGAUUAUCUACCUCUGACAGCUCUUAUUGAAAAUCAGAUAUUUUGUUUGCAUGGUGGUCUCUCCCCGUCCUUGGAUACAUUAGAUAAUAUUCGUGAUCUUGACCGUAUACAGGAGGUCCCACACGAGGGCCCCAUGUGUGAUCUUCUAUGGUCUGAUCCGGAUGAUCGGUGUGGGUGGGGAAUAUCGCCAAGGGGAGCAGGAUACACAUUUGGACAGGACAUUGCUCAACAAUUUAAUCACACAAAUGGUCUUAGCCUUGUUGCCAGAGCCCAUCAACUUGUCAUGGAAGGUUACAAUUGGUGUCAGGAUAAAAAUGUUGUUACAGUAUUUAGUGCACCAAACUACUGUUACCGAUGUGGUAAUAUGGCAGCAAUAUUGGAGAUUGGAGAGAACAUGGAUCAGAAUUUCCUUCAGUUUGAUCCAGCACCCCGGCAGAUUGAGCCAGAUACUACUCGCAGGACUCCUGACUAUUUUUUGUGAUCUUAAUAACCCUUACAUCAGCUGGUAGCGGUGCUUGUCUGCUGCAGUUUUUGUUCUGUAGAAUUGUCCUAUAAAAGAGUUUUGGUAGACGGAGAGAGAUCGUAUGAUUCUUUCUCAUGGAGUUUUUGCUGCUGCUGCUAGUGUAAAGAGAUAUCACAGAGGCUUUUGCCAUGCAUUACUGUUGUAUUCCAAGAAGAACAAGGAAGCGGCGAUGGCAAACCAGAUAUACCGCUUUAUACACACAUUGUCCUGCAUUAUUGUUGUAUUCCAAGAAGAACGAGGAAGCAGCGAUAGCAAGCAAGAUAUCUCCCUUUGUACACACAUUGUCCAUUGAAAGGAGAAAACACAAGCAUUAUGGCUGCCCAUACCCAUAGCAACUAUAAGCCCAAGAUUUCUAGUAGACACUGUGUUUAUUGUAUCUUUAUUAUAUUUUAUUACAGUGAAAGCUAAUAUCUGGAAGGUUGAAACCAGUAGCAGGCCUGUCAAUUUUCUCUAUGCUUUCCGGGGUUCUCCGAGUUGGUCCUUGAAAUUAAUUCAGUUCGCAUAGCUCAGGUGUGGAUGUUAAGUUAGGCAUCUGUUAAAACUAUUUUGGUAGCUUGGUGACUUGAUCGUCCAAAAGAUGUUCCAUGUGUUUGACUUGAAGAACUUUUAUUUUACUCGGACUUAUUCUUUACUAUUUUCAACCGAAUGGGUUCUCAGCAGUUAGUUUA
Phoenix dactylifera (date palm) is the source of this 1960-nucleotide messenger RNA. RefSeq names its product serine/threonine-protein phosphatase PP2A-1 catalytic subunit. NCBI's taxonomy places the organism in Eukaryota, Viridiplantae, Streptophyta, Magnoliopsida, Arecales, Arecaceae. The record is from RefSeq and is a predicted model, not a curated record. Gene Ontology annotation, molecular function: protein serine/threonine phosphatase activity.